Clarias gariepinus (North African catfish) is the source of this 2890-nucleotide messenger RNA. RefSeq names its product cellular communication network factor 5 (gene ccn5). The record is from RefSeq and is a predicted model, not a curated record. Gene Ontology annotation, molecular function: heparin binding; integrin binding. Bases 53 to 1096 code for a protein of 347 amino acids. The transcript is spliced from 5 exons. Gene Ontology annotation, cellular component: extracellular matrix; extracellular region. Gene Ontology annotation, biological process: signal transduction; cell adhesion. Lineage: Eukaryota; Metazoa; Chordata; Actinopteri; Siluriformes; Clariidae.
AGUGAGCAAACAGCAGCACCGGUAGCUCAGCAUUCUGCGUUGGGACAGUGGGAUGGACAAAAAAGUGCAAAACACAUACACGCUGCUGGCACAGGCGCUACUGUUGUACCUGUGCUCCCAGGUAUGCUGUCAACAGUGUGCCAAGCCGUGCCAGUGUCCCAGGCCUGUUCCAGUCUGUCCUGAUGGCGUCGCUCUCGUCCGGGACGGAUGUGGAUGCUGCCAAGUGUGUGCCCGGCAGAAGGGUGAAGCCUGCACUGACAUACUCGUGUGUGACAAGCAGCAGGGCCUGGAAUGUGACUACAGCGCCAGCUACCCCGGAGAUCCAGGAGAGUGUGUCGGUCAGGAAGAUCUGCGUUGUGAGCUGAAUGGCGUCUCUUAUCAAGACGGUGAGGUGUUCCAGCCCUCCUGCACCACACAGUGCAAAUGUACAGGUGGAGGAGUGACCUGCGUGCCCCUGUGCCCUGAAGAUAUCCGCCUGCCCAGCUCAGAUUGCCCAUAUCCUCAUAGGGUCCAGCUGCCAGGAAAGUGCUGUAAGGAGUGGGUGUGUGAGAGCUUGGACAACAGAGUGUUACAGAAUGAUCAAACAGCUUACAGACAUGCCAAUGCUUUAACUGCACUUCCUGGUUACCGGACCAGCCCCAGCGUAAACUGUAUAUAUCAGAACACGGAGUGGAGUGCCUGCUCAAGUACUUGUGGCCAGGGGAUUUCCACUCGUGUAAGCAACCAGAAUGCAGCCUGCAGACCUGAACAGCAGAUCAGAAUGUGUAAUAUCAGAUCAUGCCAGAUAUUGCCACAUCAAAGACCUGUGUGGCCAAGGAAAUGCCAGUCUAGCUACAAGUCAAAUGUUCCCACACACCUGCUCUAUCAAGGCUGCUACAGCACACAAACUUACCGUCCCCGUUAUUGUGGCCUCUGCACUGACGGCCGAUGUUGCACACCUUAUCAGACCCAGACCGUCACAGUGACCUUCCGCUGUCCAGGGGGCCGCCUGAUCCGCCAAGGUGUCAUGAUGAUCAGGUCCUGUGUUUGUCAUAAAAACUGUCCCCAUUUAUUUACUGAGAAUUACAAGUCUUGGAGUCUUGGUCUGUGGGGAUAGAGACUCUAAUGCAAUGAUUCCCACAAAAAAAGGCUGAAGCCUAGGAAAUAGCACUUUGCACAUGACGCAGUAUUUUCUUUUUUUUUUUUUACCAGGAAUGGAUUAGUAAAUCUUGUCAUAGAGAAGACAGAUUUAUUUUAGGCAACUGGCUUCUUUCUUGCUUUUCUCCUGACAAACUCUUUUAACAAAUCCACUAAAAUCCAGAUCAUAAGCAAGCUUUAACUCAGUUGUUUAACAAUCCAUUGGGCAGAAUGAAAAUUAUUUGGCUUUCUUUCAUAUUUUGUAACAUUCAACAGUUUGGGUUUUGUUAAGGCACUGCUGUGUGAUUAAAUGGUUUUGGUUUCCACAGCUAAAGUUCCUGUUCAGGGUAACCAAAUGAAGGUAAAUUAUUACCUCACUCAUUUGUUAAAUUAUAUUAAGCCAUAAAAUUAAUAUAAUUAGAUGCGUGGUCGAUUUAAGUCACAGUAAAUUUAGGUGUCAAACAGCUAGCUGUCUGCUAGACAUUAUUAAGCUAAUUAGCUAGCUGUAAUUGUUGUAAUUUAACUUGCCACACGCCAUAUAGAAGUUGACAUGGUUAAAUUCAAUCAAAUGCAAAAUAACAAUAGCAUGUAAAUUCAUCUUAACCACCUUAGAAUUUUAGCUAAGCUAAAGCUAAGCUAGCUAACUUGUGGUAACUGAGGUAGGUAGGCAUGUUCCAACCAACUGCUAAGUUCUGUUUGCUCCACUUAUGGAUUUACAAGGUUUUAGGCUGAGUUUAAGUGCCAGGAUUAAGAUUAAGAUUCAGUUAUUUGUUUAAUUAAUUUACUAUAAGUUAAAUAUACCUUAUAGUACAGUGAAAAGAUUUUUCAAGUAUCCCGGGUAGGAAGCUGUGGACAGAGCCCAGGAAUACAGCACCCCUUGCUCAAGGGCUCAACAGUGGAAGCCUAGUCCUGUAACCCAUAGCCAUAACCGAUCACCACGUCCCCAAGAUGGCUGCUCUUUUGAAAACCUAUGGGUGAUGUCAUGGAGGGUUUAUCCACUCUUUUUAUACAAUUUUGGUUCAAAUUUAUGCCUACUUGGCAGGCGCACUGCCUAAUAGCUCUGGUCACUGAACCAUUCCUGUCGUUAUGUAUAAAGAGCUCGUGAUUACACAUACAUUUCUAUUGGCCUUGCUUGAUAAGGUAGCGGACUGACCUGAUUCUUCACUUAUAUUCUAUGUAUAUAGACCUGCUCUUUUUUUAAUGUGGUAAAAAUUUUAUUUUUUACAUCUUGUACAGAUCUUUAACCCAUUCCUCUUAGUUAGGAUCGUAUAAUGGCAGCUAUCAGUCUCGACCGCUUAUAGCUUCUUACUGUAUGUAAAUUAAUUAUCAUUCGGACACUUACGGUCCUCCAGUGUUGAAUACUUUUGAAUGUUUAAAACUGGAAGGUCAGUGUGGACCAACAUUUCCAAAGUUUCUUCCAAGCUUCGACCUUGAACCCUUAUCAAUAUACAGCCUUAUACAAAUGCCAGGAAGCUUGAAGUGCAAUACAUUCUUUCGAAAGUAUUGUAAUAUUGUUCAUUCCUAUCCAGAAGGCUAUUGUAACAUGAUUUUCUUUCCUUCCAUUCUUUAUCCAGACGUUUCUUACAUCCAGGCUGUCACUAGAUUAAGGGUGAAAUAUUGUACGGUCUAACCUUUUUAAUUAUUAUUAUUUUAAAGAGACACCAACUGUUGUGUUGUGAGACACAUUAUUUUGUCCAUGUAAUUUCCUGUAAAUAUUUGUAAAUGCACUUAUAAUAUUUUUUAUAUGUUUAUAUAUAUAUUGGUUUGUAAAUUA